GACUAGACUAGAGAGUGUAGUUGUUUGUAGUUGAAAGAGGAAAGGAAGUCUGAACGGCGAUGGUGCGGUCACUGGCAGCUAGAGCUCUCAAUGAGCCGUCGCUAUCUGUAUUCAAAUUUCUACGGCGGAUCGGUACUGCUCGGCCGCAACUGCAAUCUGUUCGUGCGUUCUCGGCUCUCAUGUCGCCGCCGUCCAAGGCGGUUGUUUACGAUCAGCACGGCCCGCCCGAUUCUGUUGUUAGGAUGGUUGAGUUGCCGCCGGUGGAAGUGAAAGAGAACGACGUCUGCGUUAGGAUGCUUGCCGCGCCGAUCAAUCCUUCUGAUAUCAAUCGAAUUGAAGGAGUGUAUCCUGUGCGGCCGCCGGUGCCUGCAGUUGGAGGAUACGAAGGCGUUGGAGAGGUGUAUUCAGUGGGCUCGGCGGUGAAGGAGUUCUCGCCCGGUGAUCGUGUUAUCCCGUCUCCUCCCUCUUCCGGGACAUGGCAGACUUACGUUGUGAAGGAGCAGGGCGUCUGGCACAAAGUUGAUAAAGAUUGUCCGAUUGAAUAUGCUGCCACGAUCAUUGUUAAUCCGCUGACUGCUUUGCUAAUGCUUGAUGAUAUCAUUACUUUAAAUUCAGGAGAUUCGGUUGUCCAAAAUGGAGCUACAAGUAUAGUAGGCCAGUGUAUUGUCCAGCUUGCCCAACUUCGAGGCAUCAAUAGCAUUAAUAUUAUAAGGGACAGGGUUGGGUCAGAUGAUGCAAAGGAAAUGUUGAAAAAGCUUGGUGCCGAUGAAGUUUUCACUGAAAGCCAAUUGAAUGUGAAAAAUGUGAAGAGUCUCCUGAAUAGUUUAUCGGAACCUGCUCUGGGAUUUAACUGUGUCGGUGGUAAUUCUGCUUCUUUGGUUCUCAAAUUUCUGAGGCUGGGAGGAACGAUGGUAACAUAUGGGGGCAUGUCAAAAAAGCCUGUCACAGUAUCAACAUCAGCCUUCAUUUUCAAAGAACUCUCCUUGAGAGGAUUCUGGUUGCAGAAGUGGUUGGGCAGUGAUAAGGCAACUGAACGUGGGAGACGGAUCGAUUAUCUUCUCUCGUUAGCGAAGGAAGGGAAGCUGAGAUACGAGAUGGAGCUGGUUCCUUUUGACAAUUUCAAUGUAGCAUUGGAUAGAGCACUUGGAAAGCUUGGGAGCCAACCGAAACAAGUCAUUACUUUCUGAACCUGCCGUUCAUAAGGGAACCCUGGGAUUUGCUUGUUGAAAGAGAUAGUGGUGCACUGGUGAUUAGGUUUUGCAAGCUGAUGUCGUCACUGAUCCUCUUGGCCCAAGGCUAAUGUUUGCAAGAAACAUCGAUCUAGGAUUAUGUUUUGCAGAAGCGAAGGAAUGUGAAAGUAGAGUGAGUGUAACAAAUUGUGUCUAAUGGAAUCCAGGAAGAAGAAGAAGAUGCAUUGUCCUAAUGUAAUGAAUAAAGAGAUCAGCUUGUAUUUAGGGCUGCAAAAGAGUCGAGCUGCUCACGAGCUUAUGAGCGUGUUGAUGAGCCUCGAGCUCGAGUAAAGCUUAUGAGCUUAUUAACGAGUUGAGUUCAAAUCAAACAUGAGCUGAUGUUUCGGUAAAUGAAACAAGAUUGAGCCCUGCAUAUUUAUUUACAAGUUGAUUCCAAGCUAUGUCAAAACUUGACUCGAACCGACUCAUUCGUUGCUCGUCCUACUUGUGUUGUAUUUCGACAAACCAAUAAUUGUAGGUGAGCUUAAAAUAGCUAAUGCGCGUGGAUGAUAAUUGCACUUGAACGCAUUGGGUCGGCCCGUUGAAGUUAGUUUGCAAAUAAAUUAAAAAAUGGCAUGAUUUUAUAGCGUCUUGACCCUCUCGGUUUUCAAUUCGAGCCACUAUCUCUUGGGUGGUUUGAUUGUGACACUAGUCCUUUUUUUCGAGCUCACGGUUCGGUCCAAUCUGUAGACGUGGCAUUAUCACCCUCAUUUCAUCCUAGAGUCCUCAAUCCAUAGCUGGGUAGGGAGAGAUUGGAAAGUUCAGAUUACAAAUGUUUUUCGAGAGAGCUACUUUAUAACGGAUUACCUAACGUCGGUUGGUCAUUCUUUGUUUUAUGUGUUAUCGAUUUUGAUAAUCCUAAUCUGUCUAUACUCCUCGCUUGAAUAAUACUUAAGGGUUAAAGCGCCCCUGUGCUUUGAUUAUUAUAUAUAAAAAAAAACAGACAGAUUAGGAUCAAUCAAUCAACCCGAUUACUAUUUCCAAUAUGAUAGCCACCAUUCCUAAGGGUCUCAAUCCGGGCCAACAUAUGUGUAGGAAAAUCUGCAACAAAACCAAAGCUGAUGAGUGACAAAAAUUUCGUUUGAUAUUUCUAAAACAUAGUACAACAUAUUAAGACUACAAUAUAAGAUAAAAUUAAAAUAAUAACAUUACUACCUGCAGAAUCAUAAGCUGCCAGGACUUGGUCUGCUGGAGCUUCACGAAGUAUCAAACACCUGUUUCUAAUUUCAUGGACGUUCUCUUGUAGCCCUACAUUGCGAAAAUCAUUUACUAUCUGUUCUGGAUUCACACACCCAUCUCUCUCGAUUCCAGCAAAUAAAGUUUCAAAAUGAAUAUCAGUCCACCUAUGACCAAAAACAUGUCCAUGGAUGGCAAUGAGUCGGGUUCGGUCGGGUUUUGCCAAACCCAUGGGUUUAUCCGUGAAAAAAACCUGGGGUAAAACCCAUUGGGUUUGAAAAACUCAAACCCAACCCAACCCGGUUGGUAUCCGCGGGUUCAUGGGUACCCAUGAGUUUUUUGUCGUAAAAAAUUUACAAUAACAAGUUCCUAUCAAAAUUAAAGUCAAAUAUCAAU
Messenger RNA from Linum trigynum, 2801 nucleotides. The record is from the annotation of a GenBank genome assembly. NCBI's taxonomy places the organism in Eukaryota, Viridiplantae, Streptophyta, Magnoliopsida, Malpighiales, Linaceae.